GACUGUUUGGCGUUAUUGUGUCUUAUUAGGAUCCAAAGCUUUUGCCAAACAACGCCUGCCAACAAUGUUUCCCACAGACGCUGAGACUCCGCGUUCAAGUUCUCGGCUGUGGAAUGGAGCUGGCAAUCCUCUAGGUCUCCCUACGAGAAUCACUAAUUGCUAUUUGAACGAUGUGUACACCACUAUCUGAAAGUUUUUGAUGCAUCUGACCUACCAGACUGGGAAUAUAGCACGUAGAUCGCCUCGCAACUGACCCGGGCCACUGUCAAUCCUAUGGAAUCCAUUCAGGUGGCGCUUUCCAGUCAUACCUGCACCGCUGGCGGAGCCGUCUCCGGCGAACAAGAACAAAUUGAAGAGGUCCACGUCAAGUUCAGAGGAUCUGUAUACACAUUCAUCAGCCCCGCCCGAACAGAUUUGAACGAAACGCGGGAAAUUGAUAUCGUCCGCGACCAAGUGUCCGUUUGGUCCAGGGGAUCGGCUUAUCCUCCGCCGGACUCACACAACCUCAGCAUCCCAUUCGUGUUCAAUGUCUCGAGUAACAUCCCACCUUCAUACGAGUCCACUGCGCUAGAGUGUCGCGCGGUUGUACGCUAUGGUGUAGAAGCAGUCGGUGUCCGCCCGGGAGCGCUGCGCUUGAACAGGCGUGUGUUUAUCCCCGUCAUUGGGCUGCCUGCGGAUGCCCCCGGUGCUCCACUGAGAGCUAUACUACAGUCCGGCUGGACAGGGGCGUGGAACGCGGAGAUCAAGCACAAGCAAGUCCGACCAGGCUUCUGGGGAGAGCAUGCUGAUGUCUCCGUGGAAUUCAAGUAUCCUGCCGUGAAGACAAUGGUACUAUUUGCGGCUGUGCCUUUCACUCUGACUGUUGUCACUACGAGCAAAUCGUGUAAAAGAACACCCGAAAAGAAGCCAAUGUGGCCCGCGCCUCCAGAUAAACCUGAGGAUGUCCGCGUGGAACUGAGGCGUACGGCAUAUGUGCGCACGAGCCAUCUCACGUGGACACAGAACGAUCGUCUUUCCUUACUGGGAAAUCUGGGGGAGGCGGGAAAGGGCAAGGACGUCCAAACUGUGCUUGCCGAGAAGGAAUGGUUGCCCAUCAAUGGGAUGGACUUGAAAGGCAAAUGGAGACAGCGCACGUCAUUCUCAUCCACAUUCAGCCUCUCGUGCCCUCCGUCUUUCCAUUUUCCCACUCUCAGCGUCGAAGUGCGUGUCUCGUCGCCACUUAUCAGUCAUCACGUAUUCACAAGAGGUUUAUCUCAGUACAAUAUCACUGUUGUUGUCCCCUUAAGCGGGUUGAACAACACUGUACGGCUCGACAUUCCUAUCACAGUGUCUUCUGGCAUGGUUCCCAGACCCACUGUCGACGUUCCAGACUACACUGCCCCACCUCCUGGUGCACCGCCGGAUGAUGCGGACUAUCUGGCCCCUCCGCCUACCCUUGACUUGCCCCCGUCGUAUUGGAACGCCGCGGAGUGACACCAACGACUGUUCGCUCAUGAUCAUAUUCACAUUUCACUACAAGGUCGGACGCUGGUAUCUGGUAUGAUAUCUAGAUGGUCUCGCAAGCUAUUCAGAAGUUCGGGCAUUUUGUCUCGAUAUGUCACGACCUGCCUAACGACUCGCGACAAGCUAUGGUGUGUCUGUCGGUGAACGGUCAUAGUCUUGACAUUUAAGGUGUCGUGCAUGUGUCUGUGAAUCAUCGACCUUCGCUAGAAUGCAUCGCAGUCAACUCAAUAGUG
This is a messenger RNA of Fomitopsis serialis, 1736 nucleotides long. RefSeq lists its product as uncharacterized. The record is from RefSeq and is a predicted model, not a curated record. The coding region runs from base 274 to 1473 and encodes 399 amino acids. NCBI's taxonomy places the organism in Eukaryota, Fungi, Basidiomycota, Agaricomycetes, Polyporales, Fomitopsidaceae. The transcript has 5 exons.